Molecule: messenger RNA, 336 nt
Organism: Orycteropus afer afer
Lineage: Eukaryota; Metazoa; Chordata; Mammalia; Tubulidentata; Orycteropodidae
Gene: NPB
Product: neuropeptide B
Exons: 2
Biological process (GO): feeding behavior; G protein-coupled receptor signaling pathway
Molecular function (GO): G protein-coupled receptor binding
Source: RefSeq, a predicted model, not a curated record
GCGCUGGUCCUGCUGCUCGCGCCGCCGGGGCGCGCGUGGUACCGGGCGGCUGCUGGGCCCGGCUACUACUCGGUGGGCCGCGCCGCGGGGCUGCUCUCCGGCCUCCGCAGAUCGCCGCACGCGCGGCGCGCAGAGCCCCCGGCCGAGGUGGGACCCCCGGGCCGGGCCGACGUCCUCCUGGAGCUGCGCCCCAGCCCGCAGAGCCUCGCCGUGUGCAUCCGGCAAGUCGUCCCCAGCCCGCGGAGCUGCUGGCGCCACCCCGACAGCGUCGGGACUUUCCAGUGCAAGGCAGACGUCGUCCUGUCGCUGCGUGCCACCGACUGCCGCGGAGCCUGA